GCUGACAUUACAGCAGAAGUUGGGAUGUCUUAUGUUGCCAAAAAGUGUGGCAUCCAGUUACUGCCACCAUCUAUCAUUUUGAUCUAUGAAGACCCGUUUAAAAAGAAUCUGCGCAAGCGCAUCAUGCCUAUCCGGAAUUUUACCAAAUUCUCAGACUGCAGCAGAGCGGCAGAGCAACUGAAGAACAAUCCUCGGCACAAGACAUAUUUAGAAGGGGUAUCAUUGGAGCAGCUAAAAAAGUUACACAAUUUGUUGAGAUGCCACCUUCAAGGACAAACUUUGAGUCAGAGUUUGAAAAAAGUUGAGCAGAAUGAAACCGUUGAUCCAGAAGAGGAUCUAAAUAAACUGAAUGAUGAAGAGCUAGCCCAAAGGAAAAGAAUCAUGGAUGAAUUGUUUGAAAAGAACAGAAAAAGAAAAGAGGACCCAGAUUUUAUCUAUAAUGUAGAGGUGGAAUUUCCACAAGAUAAGGAGCUUGAAGCUUGUGAGUGGGAUACAGAAACAGAGGAUGAAUUUUAAUGCAAAAUUAAGCUUAUGAGGACUUUUAGGGACUGUUUAUAAAUUACAUAUACUUUGUUUGAGUAACAAUAUUUGACUAAAGUUAUCAAUGAAAAGUAGCAUUGUGUACUGUCAAAAUGAUUGACAUGUUUUUCUUUGGCAUUUAAAAUAUUCUGAAAUAUUCAUAUUAAUAUGCAAAAAUGUGUGUAUAGAGCAUGAAUGUCUUGAGUAGAAAAUCUGUAUUGGUUCUUGUAUUGGUAUGGGAAAUAUCCAUUAAUUAAACAUUGACUUACAUUUUAUGCAGACAGGCAUUGGAAUAGCAGCUACCAUUAUGUCUAUUGCACGAGCACAAAAUGGCACCUGUUAUGCUUGUGAACUGACAAAGUGCAUGAUCUAACACAGUAUUCCUGAAAUGCAACCUUGCUUAACCCAGAAACUAAGCAAAACUGGUGAAAACAAAAGGAGAUGUGUCACUAGAGAACCAACUGUAUAUGAAAGCACAUGUCCUGCAAACAUUCAUAUUUAUAGACAUGUUUGCAAGAAGCCAUUGAAUUGUAUCAAUGGGGUAGAACUUAUUUGGCAAGAUCUAUUGUGAGAAAUACAGAUUUAAAAAGGCUUCCUCAUCCAGGAAUUUUCUAAAUAAAGGAAAUAUCUGGAGUAAAUAUUCAGAAGAACUAAAAUCAAUUUUUAAAAAUAGUUCAUUCUUAAACGCAAUUCUUCCACCUCUACCAUAAACUUUUGCUUCAGGGAUUAAGUCUCUCAGAAGUUGAACUUCCAUUUCUGACAUCAAUAUUGAAUAAGUUUUGGGCAGAUUCAAAUUCCUCAUCCAUACCUUAAGUGAAGAAAGAGCAACCCAUUUCAGGACAUAAUAUGAUUUUUGAGUUAGAAUUUUCACUUAGAGGAAGGAGACCCCAUUAAAGCAUUAUUGGACCCCAAUAGCAACUUUUAGUAUUUUAGAAGUGAUUUCCAUUAUAAAAUUAUACUCAUGUCAGCUGGAAGGAAAGAACAUUCUUAAUUGUUUGCCCUAGCAGUUCCCUAUGUUAGCAGAAAAGAAGUGAGCACAUCCACCAACUUCCUUCCGUCAUGUGAAUACCUUGAGGCUAGCUGCUAGAUGGUCAUAAUGGCACAAGGAAACUGCAGUAUACAUGCACAAACAAUUUUGUGGGAAAGGCAGGUGUUUUUUGUCCACAAAUAAUUUAUAUUGGGAUUAAAAAUACUGUACUUAUAUGGAAGAAACUAAUUUUAAGUACCAAAAAUUUGACUCGUAGAAUUCUCAGCCAUCCUACAUAUUAACUUUUUAAAAAAAAAUGGCUUAUAAUAACCAAAUAGAUCCUUUUUAAGAGAAGAAUUGGGGCUUAAGUAUUUUGGCCAUAUGUAUAUAAAUAUAUAUCUUUGUAGGUUAUUAAUGUAGGUAUUUAGCAAAUGUUCUGUCAGUAAUAAUAUGUAUUCAAGAUAUUUAUUAAAAAAAAUCCAGCAUUUGUUCUCCAGAGGGCAGUAUUUUCUCAUUUAAAAAUCUGGGACAAAUUAUUGCACUUAAAAAGAAUUUCUAUGUUAUUUAUCAAAAUGUAGUUUGGGAUAUAAAGUAAUUUGGGAAUAGGUUUUAUUAUUGUAUUUAAGAAUUGUAUAUUCUGAUGUCUAACAAACAGCAAUAAAUACAUUUUAGUGACAUUU
Messenger RNA from Crotalus tigris (Tiger rattlesnake), 2166 nucleotides. It is a transcript of the gene CEP19, whose product is annotated as centrosomal protein 19. The coding region runs from base 25 to 516 and encodes 163 amino acids. The record is from RefSeq and is a predicted model, not a curated record. The transcript has 2 exons. Gene Ontology annotation, biological process: trans-Golgi to periciliary membrane compartment transport; microtubule anchoring at centrosome. Gene Ontology annotation, cellular component: spindle pole; centrosome; ciliary basal body. Lineage: Eukaryota; Metazoa; Chordata; Lepidosauria; Squamata; Viperidae.